This is a messenger RNA of Ilex paraguariensis (yerba mate), 342 nucleotides long. Lineage: Eukaryota; Viridiplantae; Streptophyta; Magnoliopsida; Aquifoliales; Aquifoliaceae. The record is from the annotation of a GenBank genome assembly.
AUGACUAGAACUGCAGCAACAAGAAGCAGUCGCUCCAUCCUUGCGAACGGGAAGCAGCCGCUCCAUCCUAGCUCAGUGGGAGUAAACCACCAAGCUACACCAGAGCAGCAAAAUGCUGAUCAGACUCAAGCUGAGGAACUGAUAGUAUUUCACCAAGCUUCUUCCUCGGCUACUGUCAAGAAUAAAAUGGGACUGGUUAUCCAAGGUGAUGCCUCUACUUCAUCUCAACAGGACAUUUUGGUUCAUGACCACCAUAUCACUAAGAUAACAGUCAAUGAGAGCAACUCUCCUCAAAUGCUCAUGCAGCCUGGUGUCACUUUGUCAUCUAACAAAUUUGAGUAG